AUGCUAAUUUCGAAAUGGAUUAAAAAAGUGAUUUAUAAUUGGAUAUUUUGUUAAAGAUAUUUUGAAUUUAUGUAAUCAAUAUCUAAAUGUAUCAGUUCUACUAUAAUUGUUAAGUUUAGUUAAAUAUUGUAUAAUAAUUGGCUAAGUAUGAUUAAAUUAGAUAAAUUAAUUUCUUUUGAAGGAUUAUUAAAAACCUUAUUACUAAAUGGUUGGGAUAUGAUAUUUAAAAUAUUGUUUUAUACAAGAAACAUUUAAAUUAAUAAUUGCUUAGAUAUUAUUAAAAUAAUUAUAGCAAGCAUAAUUCUGAUUUUAUAUUUUAUUGUGAUAUUUAACAAUUCUAUCUGUAGAAAUUAGAAAGUAUAAAUCUAUAAACAGAAAAGUUUUUGA
This is a messenger RNA of Paramecium primaurelia, 387 nucleotides long. The record is from the annotation of a GenBank genome assembly. NCBI's taxonomy places the organism in Eukaryota, Ciliophora, Oligohymenophorea, Peniculida, Parameciidae.